AUGGAUAAAUACCAUGAAUUGGCAAAUUCUAAUUCUUCAUUAAUUAUAGAAAAUAGUAACGAUAACAAUAAUAAUAAUAUAUUUUCAAUAGAUAGUGAAUUAAUAUAUGAAGAUGAUGGUAGAUGUGAAGAAGAAAAUAUUCAAGAUAAACCAUUUAAAUUUAAACAAUUAGAUAAUAGUUUUGAUGACGAUGAUGAUGGAGAUUUAAUAUUUUCAAAUGGUGGUGUUGGUGGUGAAGGUAAUGAAAGAAUUAAAGAACCACCUAAAGGUAUAAAAGGUGUAAUAUUUUAUUUAUGUUUAUCAUCUUAUUGGUUAGCAACAUCAGCGAUUAUGGGUGGACUAAUAUCAUUGGUAUGGCCGAGCCAAAUUGCGUCAAUAGGCGGUGAAGAAAAUAAAGAGAAAUAUGUUGGACUUUUACCAAUAUUAGGAGCAAUCACAUCGAUUAUAGUAGGACCUUUAAGUGGGUUUCUGUCAGAUCAUUGCACUAAUAGAUUUGGAAGGAGGAGAAUAUUCAUUGCGUCGGGGAGUGUCGUAGCGAUGAUAUCACUCUUCCUGACAGGCACAACCAAGAAUAUAUAUGCGUUUAUGUUGUUCCUAAUGGGAAUUCAGUUUGGUAUAAUGUGGGGCACGUCGCCAUUCAACGGGCUGAUGCCGGACAUAGUGCCCAAAUCAAAAUAUGGCGUUGCUUCGGGCUAUUUAGCGUUUUCCAAUGCAAUUGGUCAAUUAAUUGGUGUAGUUGGCACGGCAUUGCUAAUUCAUUAUACUAAAUCGUACAUUGCGACAUAUAGUUUUUUAGUUUUAAUUUUGGGUGUGUUGGUAUUCCCCACACUAAUUCACAUACAUGAGACACCGCUAUCGCCAAAUCAUGUGGAGAAAAUCACAUUCAAACGAUUCGUCUAUUCAUUCUAUUUACCAAGUUCGACAUAUAAAGAUUUCUAUUGGGUGAUAAUUACAAGAUUUAUGCAAGAGAUGGGUGUUUAUAGUAUAUUACCAUUCUUUGGAUACUAUUUAACCGAUAUCAUUCAUAUAGAUCCAACUAGUAAAGAAUUGUACACCUCUGCAAUACUUUCAUUGAUUAUUAUAACAAGUAUACCAAGUGCAAUCAUUGGUGGUCCUUUGUCUGACAAAUAUGGUAGAAAGCUAUUGGUAUAUAUAAGUUGCACAAUUAUGACAUUGAUUACUUGUGGUUUCAUAGUUUUAUCAUUUAUACCAUCAUUGAAAUUAGUGUUAUUAUUUAGUGGAUUAUUUGGUGUUGGCUAUGGUUGUUAUCAGGGUGUAGAUUAUGCUCUUGCCUUGGAUGUAUUACCACAAGAAAAUGUAGCAAAGGAUUUAAGUCUUUGGCAUCAAGCUUUAAUUUUCCCACAAGUUAUAGCUCCAGCCAUAUCUGGUUUAGUAAUUAAUUCCUUUGGAAGUAAAGUACUUGGUUAUACAAUUGCUUUCACAAUUGCUGUAUUUUGGUUUUUAUUAUCAACAAUAAUGAUAAAACCAAUUAAUUUAAAUAGAAAUAAAUUUAUAAAAUUAACUCCAAUUAAUUUAUAA
Dictyostelium discoideum AX4 is the source of this 1539-nucleotide messenger RNA. RefSeq lists its product as hypothetical. Gene Ontology annotation, molecular function: transmembrane transporter activity. The coding region runs from base 1 to 1539 and encodes 512 amino acids. The transcript has a single exon. The record is from RefSeq and is a predicted model, not a curated record. Gene Ontology annotation, biological process: transmembrane transport. Lineage: Eukaryota; Evosea; Eumycetozoa; Dictyosteliales; Dictyosteliaceae. Gene Ontology annotation, cellular component: membrane.